Molecule: messenger RNA, 3710 nt
Organism: Macrobrachium nipponense
Lineage: Eukaryota; Metazoa; Arthropoda; Malacostraca; Decapoda; Palaemonidae
Product: TRPM8 channel-associated factor homolog
Exons: 4
Coding region: 943-3027 (694 amino acids)
Source: RefSeq, a predicted model, not a curated record
ACUCGACGAACUCCAUCUGGUGUGUGUUGCGACCAGUCUCACGCCGUCGUAUUUGCCUCCGGCGCUCUGAUUCCAAAGGCAGACCAACGUCAAAGUUCACGGGAACUUCGACUCGAGAAGAACCUUGAGCAUCUUCCCUUCUUCAGGAACCAAUUAUUAUUAUUUUAAGAAAAAUUCCUCUCCUCCGUCUUCAGGUGGCCUACAACCAACCACUAAGAAUUCUACAAUGGGUAGCGGAGAUUAUUCUGGUCCCGAUUUCCUCAUCAACCAGUCAGCUCACACGUGCCUGACAGUGAUCAGUGGCUCCGGUGUCCACGACGCUGUGAUUGGCAUGUCAAAAUGCACAGGCGGAAUCAAGCAGCAGUGGUUCGCCAGAAAUGGCCAGUGGCAUUGGGGAGGAAACCAGACUCUCUGUCUUUCCAGAGACAAGUCUGGAAAGUUGUGUCUUGCACCUCAGAACGCAGUGUCGCAAUCAUGGGUCCACGAUGAGCAGGAAAGACUGGUUCUGGGGUCACAGGCGCUGGAUGUGCCACGGUCAAGCCCCAGAAUCCAAGUGAUCUUUUACCCCAAGAACUCCGGGUUCAACCAGAAGUGGUGGACUUUUUCCAAGCUGAAAGCUUAUCUGGCUGACAAACAGCUGGUGGGUGAACAUUGCUUGGCCCCGCCAGUCUUGGCGAUGUGCAGAAAGAGAUUAGUCGUUGUUUUGCAGUUAAAAAUGACAGUCUGAAAGGCAAAUGUAACUGUCAAGUGGACUAUCUCGUCAAUCAGAGUACUCUCACCUGCUUAACUGUCUUGAGUGGCACAGGCCCCAGUGAUGCUACAAUUGGACUAGCACCAUUCAGCGGCACCAUUAAUCAGCAAUGGCUCAUCCAGGAUUCAACUUGGAUUUGGGCUGGAAAUCCUUCAUGUUGCCUUGUGCCAAACUUGAAACAAGGCAUCUUAAUGCUAGGGGCAGUUGACAGCAGCAAAACCUCGUGGAAUUUCGAUGGCCAAGGGGUUCUGGAAACCAACUCAAAGGCUCUUGAUGUACCAAGGGAUAUUCCAAGAACUCGUGUUAUUCUCUACGCGAAGCAUGGCGGCGUAAACCAGAAAUGGUGGAAGCUCUCCCAAAUCAAAUCGAUUCUUCAGAAGUCUCCAGAGACGAAAGCCUCUUAUCCUGCACCUUUAGUGAACAUGGCCGACAGGAUAAUAGCUCAGGACCAGAGUUGUGAGUGCAAGGAAUUGGUAACAGGUGCUGCUUUUGAGGAACCAGAAUAUCUUAUCAGCCAGAGCACUCACGCUUGCCUAACGGUGCUGGAUAGUACAAGUCCAAAUGACACCAGCAUCGGUUUAGCUCCCUACACUGGUGAUGCAAGACAACAAUGGUAUGUGAAAGAAGGCAUCUGGGAAUGGGGUCAGGAUCGAUCUUAUUGUCUAGGUCCUGACUUGCAGACAGGUAUGUUAAAACUUACACUAAACAAGGAAUCAAAUUCAUUAUGGACUAUAGAUAAAGAUGGUCUGUUUGUGAAUGGCCAUCAUGCCUUGGAUGUGCCUUGGGAAGGAGACAGGACAAAGGUCAUUUUGUCCCCUAAAAAUGGUGACAUGAAGCAGAAGUGGUGGCGUAUGUCAAAUCUCAAGUUGUUUGUAGGUAGAAAAAUUUAUCCGCUAUCUGCAUCAGAUGAAAAUACCUACAAAGAUGAAGUGGCACGGGGCAUAGUCAACCGCCUAUGUUCUCUGAUGGAACCUUUACCUCAUCCGAGGGAUAUUGAUCACUAUCCAGGAACUGUUGCGCCAGAAACUCCAAGAAAAACCCUGAUGUGUGCCCUAACAGUUGGAAGCGUACAGCAGCGUAGUAACCUUCGUAUGACAGUUCCUGAAGACUGGCAGGCUACCAAUAUGUAUGUAGUUGCAGGUGAUAUAUUCACUAUCACAUUACCAAAUAUAACUGAAAAGCAGGCUGAACAAAUCGCAGUCAGAGUUGGAGCUCACCGUGAUUGUCUCACUCCUACAUCACCCAAUCUGCAAAAGGGUUUCUUUAAACGCAUGCCAGUUGUGUCCGAGGAAUUUGACCUUAAUCCAGGUGAAAAUCGUCUGCGUAGCCAGUUUGGAGGUAACCUUAUCUUUACAUAUGGGGGAAAAGAGGAAUUCAAUAUCACAGCUGAAGUGAAAAAUAUUGUUGAAACACCUCAUUAUAUUCUUGGUAAGUCGAACAGCACGGACUGGAAAAAAAUGAAAGAUCUAGAUGCACCAUUUUCAGUUCUUGAAACUGACAAAGUUGUGCUGAUAGCUCCAACUUCUGAAGCAAGAGGCAUUGUGGAUAUUGAUGGUUUACUCCGCAGAUAUGAUGACAUCAUGACAAAACUGGAAGACCUCUCAGGCUUUACUGAAAGUGACCCACCACCCCAGGGUAAACAGUGGAUGGUUGAUGAUGUUCAGAUAACUGCUGGAAGUGCACAUGCAGGAUUCCCAGCAAUGUUUGAUCAUGAGUUUUAUGACCUGACUUCACCUAAAACACCACAUGACUGGGUUGUCUGGCAUGAGCUUGGGCACAACUACCAGCAAGGGCCAUACUGGUCCAAUGCCUAUGGGAGUGAGUCCACUGUGAAUUUGUUCUCUCUUUAUAUCGAAGAGAAGCUGAAAGGGAGUGACCGUUUGAAGAGGGAAAAUGUAUACUUACCAACAGCCCAAGCAGUCGACAAGGGACUGACAUUCGAACAAGCCAAUUACUGGCAACAGUUAGUUUUCCUAAUGGAAAUAAAACAUUCAUUCCCAAGUCAUGGAUGGGAGAUGUUUCGGCACUUGAAUCGCACCGUCCGGGCCCUGUCAGAGCAAGAUGCUGCUGUACUGAAGAAAACCCGUCAGAACCAGUACGACUACGUUUAUGUUACGCUUAGCCGCUUCAUUGGUACUGAUUUGCUACCUCACUACCAAAGGUGGUCUUUGCCAGUUUCUGAAAAGGCACAGAAUGAGGUGAAAUCUCUGGGAUUACCUAAAGCUCCUCAGAAUAUGUCUGCUAGCAGCAAUCCAGAGAAGUGCAUAAUCUCUUAAUGUAAACGGUGAUUUGAUGGUUUGCAUGCAGAAUUCUUUUUAUGAAGACAACAUUAGGUUUUUUUCAGUUCACAUGUGUAGUACUUAGUUUGAAAUAAUCAGUACUAUAAAAAAUUCGCAGCUCCUGUGUAUCUGGUAUCUAGCCCCAUCCCAUACUUUUGAAAGACAUGUUUGUCAGGAGAGGUUGGAGAAGGGUAUUUACUCGUUGAAGGCUGGGAGAGACUGGCAAGUUUCCAUCCCUGUGACUGGCUGAUCACUAGCCAGUAAGGAGCGUCAUAAGGGACAGGGCUGGAUAUCAGAUGCACGGGUGAUGUGAAUUUUUUUUUAUAGUAGGUGUGACGGUAUUAGUCAUCUUUGCCUCUAUUUACAUCUAGAGGUUAGACUUGUUUUCAUUUGGGUUUUAAUUUCGUUUUAGUGUCUAAAUUACUCUCCGAUUCAUGUUUAAUUUACAUAUACUUUAUAUUUAGUAAUGACAGUAAUCUGUCUCCCCAUUCCACAAGUAGAAUGGGCUGAGUCUUAGAGAAUGUCAUAUAAGCAAUAGUUAAGAAGCAUUUCUUGUUAGGUGAAUAAAUAUGGUUUUCUCUUUGAUUUUUAACCUGUCUUAAUGAAAUAUUAGAGGUUUUCUCCAGGUACUGGGUAAAUCUUUGUUAGAUGGGCAUUAGAUUUUCAUAUCCUUAACAAGC